Molecule: messenger RNA, 3976 nt
Organism: Cynoglossus semilaevis (tongue sole)
Lineage: Eukaryota; Metazoa; Chordata; Actinopteri; Pleuronectiformes; Cynoglossidae
Gene: nfascb
Product: neurofascin homolog (chicken) b
Exons: 26
Coding region: 84-3629 (1181 amino acids)
Biological process (GO): axon guidance; brain development; cell-cell adhesion
Cellular component (GO): plasma membrane; axon
Molecular function (GO): cell-cell adhesion mediator activity
Source: RefSeq, a predicted model, not a curated record
UGAUGCUUUAGCAUGUGUGUCUAUAUACUUUCUUAAGAACACAGGACCACCCACAAUACAACUGGAAUAAAUGAACUGUAAAGAUGGAAGCACUGGCCAAACCAGCCCAGCUGAUGUUGCUGCUUCUGUGGCAAAGAGUAUGGGCUUUGGACAUCCCUCUGGAAAUCAGACAACCCCCAACCAUUUACAAACAGUCAAUGAAGGAGCAUAUUGUUGACCCCAAAGACACGAUGGUCAUAGAGUGUGAGGCCAAAGGAAACCCUCAUCCCAUUUUCUCGUGGAGGCGAAAUGGGAAGUAUUUCAACGUGGCGCGUGACUCUCAGGUAUCCAUGCGCAGGCACUCAGGGACGCUGGACAUCUCUGCUUGGAACAAUCCCGAACAAUAUGAAGCUGAUUAUCAGUGCAUUGCGUCCAAUGAGUAUGGCUCCGCGUACUCCAACAUCAUCAGAGUCCGCCUUUACAGAGCCCCCGUGUGGCCGAGGGAGAUCAUAGAGCCGGUGGUCGUCAGUGCCGGGAUGUCUUUGGUCUUGCCCUGUGACCCUCCACCUGGGCCCCCUAAACCUGAAACCUACUGGAUGACCAGCUGUUCUUAUGCCAGACCCUUCAACUGGCCAAUCCAGACAGCUUUCCCCACCAUGCAGGCUGUGCGGCAGGACCGCAGAGUUUCCAUGGGGGUGAAUGGGGAUCUGUACUUCUCCAACGUACUGUUCAAUGACUCCGUUGCUGACUUCUGUUGUAAUGCCCGUUUUCCUUAUAAGAACGUCAUCCAGCAGAAGAUGCCCGUGGUUGUUAAGGUGCAUACCACUCGAUCAGUGGUCGAGGCUGCCCCCACCUGGCUGUCUCCAACGGGACUGUCCAGCUCCAAACUGGUCCUGCUGGGAGAGGAGCUUCUCCUGGAGUGCAUCGCUGCAGGAGUGCCAACUCCUCAUAUCACCUGGACCAAGGACGGUCAAGACCUCACAGCAACGCCACAAAUGAAGAUAAAGAACUUCAAUAAGUUGAUUCAGAUCCCAAAGGCCACAUUUGAAGAUGCUGGUGAAUAUGUGUGCACCGCCACCAAUAAGAUCAGCCACAUUCAGCACACCAUAACGGUCAAGGUCAAAGCGGCUCCAUUUUGGUUGGAGAAGCCCACCAAUUUAGUCAUGGCCCCUGAAGAAAAUGGACGUAUGGUUUGUCGUUCUGAUGGGGCCCCCCGCCCCACAGUCACGUGGCUCGUCAAUGGGGAACCCAUUGAAAAUGAGACUCCACAGCCUAAUAGAAAGGUGUCAGGUGAAACGCUGAGCUUCCACACUGUCACGGUUGACAACACUGCUGUUUACCAGUGCAACGCCUCAAACCCCUACGGUUACUUAUUGGCAAAUGCUUUCGUCAGUGUGCUACAUGCAACACCGCGCAUCCUUGGGCCCAAGAAUGAACUAACAAAGGUGGUUGAGGGAAGUCGCACCUUUUUGGACUGCCGUUAUUUUGGCUCCCCAGUGCCCGAUUUGAGAUGGUCCAAAUAUGGACAGGGAAGUCUGGAAGGAAAUCGUUUUCGCACCCACAACAAUGGAACUCUGGAGAUCAAGCAAAUACGGAUAGAAGACCAGGGAACAUAUGUGUGUGUGGUCAGCAACAUCGCAGGAAGGGACGAGAGUCAAGUCAGAGUGGAAGUCAAAGAACCUACGGUAAUUGUAACACGACCACAGAGUAUGAAAGUGGUGCGUGGGAAUGAUGUACGAUUUGACUGCGGCGUGAAAACAGAUGUUACGACACCGGUCACAACCACGUGGAUGAAGGACAAGAAGCCAGUCAGGCUCGGAUGGAGACUGACGCUAGAGGAAUCCAAUCUGGUCAUCACUAACGUAAACAGAGACGAUGAGGGCAGCUACACCUGCUUCAUCAAGAGCGAACUGGACCAGAAAUCAGCCACAGCACAUCUAAUGGUGAUGGACCGUCCGAAUCCCCCCACCAAUCUGGAGUUGUCGGAUCCAUAUGAGCGCAACGUAAGACUCAGUUGGAUUCCUGGAGACAGCAACCACAGCCCCAUCACAGAGUACUUAGUGCAGUAUGAUGACGACGACUGGUUACCAGGAAAAUGGAAGAACCUCUCCUCAUACCCAGGGACUCUCAACUCUGUCCUUCUGCAUCUUUCACCUUUCACCUACUACGAGUUCAGAGUCAUCGCUGUGAAUGAAAUUGGACCCAGUCGCCCGAGUCGCCCUUCAAUGCGAUUUCAAUCCAGUGGUGCACCCCCAGAUGCCAUUCCAAAGAACCUAAAGGGUGUGGGUACCUGGAGGAAUAACAUGGAGAUCAGUUGGGAGCCACUGACCUGGAGAGAAUGGAAUGGACCACACCUCAAAUAUCUGGUGUGGUGGAGACGGAGAGACUCCAGAGAAGAGUGGAAGAAUGCCACCACUAAAUGGCUGAGAUACUACAUAUAUGAUGCCGACACCUUCACUCCUUAUGAUCUAAAGAUCCAGGCUGUCAAUGACUUUGGCCUGGGCCCUGAGUCCCCUGUAGUUACUGGGUACUCUGGUGAAGACCGUCCCUUGACUGCUCCCCUGAACCUGAGAGUGUCUGACAUUGAAAGCACAGAAGUGACGCUGCACUGGGACCAUGUGUCCCGUGAGUCAAUCAUGGGGGUACUGAAAGAAUACAAGGUUUACUACUGGAGGGACAGCAGCCAGUUGCGGUGGCACAGAGUGAACCGAGCCAUGAAGUCCCAUACGUUUGCAAACGAUGAUCCAGAACCCUCUGGAGUACUCACUGGACUUUUCCCCUACAGUAACUACAAGAUUUACAUCGUGGUGGCAAACAAUCGAUAUGAAGGUCCACCCAGCAAUAGCAUCUUCUUCUCAACCCCAGAGGGAGUUCCAUCGGCUCCCAGUUCCUUCAGGAUCCAACAGCGCCAUCUAGACAGUAUUUAUGUUGACUGGGACCUGCCAGCAGAACCCAACGGCAUUAUCACUGGGUAUUCCCUCCAGUACCAGACAGUGAAUGCCACCAGAGGAGAGGAGCAGCGAGUCGAGGAGUUCCCUCCGAAUGUUACGAGCUUCUCCAUCCGCCGAUUAGACCGCUACACUCGAUACAGGUUCUCUGUGGCCGCUCGAACUCAGGUCGGAUUAGGGGAGUGGCACACGGAGGAGUCCCCCCACUACACUACUGAAAUAUAUGCCCAGGACCAGGUGGACAUUACCACACAGGGAUGGUUCAUUGGGAUCAUGUGUGCUGUGGCUCUGAUCGUGCUCAUCCUUCUCAUCGUCUGCUUCAUCAAGAGGAGCAGAGGGGGGAAAUACCCCGUGCGGGAGAAAAAGGAGAUUUCACUGGAACACAUGGAUGAAAAAGAUCAGUUGGGUUCAUUUGACUAUCGAUCUCUGGAAAGGAUAGCACGAGUGUCUACCCUUCCCUACCCCCGAAGGGAGGAGGAGAGAGGUCUCCAGCGGGGCCAGCCAUCUAUGGAGAUGAUGAUAAAGCCGUCGGACAGUGACGACAGUCUGGUGGACUACGGAGAUGGAGGGGAGAUUCACUUUAGUGAGGAUGGCUCAUUUAUUGGCCAGUACAACGGAACCAGAAGGGACGUCAGGGAGCUGGACUUUGGUGGAAGUCUGGAGCUUCACUCUCCACUGAACACUAUCUACUCUCUGGCAUGACACAACGUCCAACUGCCACAGUGCAUUUCCAAAGGAAUAACAGUUGGGAGAUGUUUAAUCAUCUGCACCAACAGAAGGAUUAGAGUCUUGGAUGGAGAGUCAGAACCGGAUCAGAUUAUCAUGUUAAUAAAAGCAACUGCAAGGACCCAGAGAACUGUUCUAUUAAAAGUUCCUUGUGUUUAUGUACUAAUUUAUAAAUUCGCAAUUAUAAUGUAAGGACGGGGAUUACACAUUGAACAAAGGAUGAGUUAAGAUGUUACUUUGGAAUUUGGUUCAUUUGGCCAAACAAUACCUGUCAUUAUAUCUAUUAGGAGGUAACUCUACACCAGCUGUAGAAUCAUUUGACG